CAUGGCAACUACAAUCCAUUGUUUUUUCGGCUUUGUGACUUCUCAAAGUCAAAGUCGAAGUGUUUUCCGGAAUUUUUGUUCAUUUCGAAAAGAUCUCUUGAUUCAGGAGAGACACCUUUUGUCUUGAAGGAUUCACAAAAAGCAGACACCGUGGAGAAUUCAGGGUAUGCUCGUGUUGAAAUUUAAUAGUUGUGACUUGGUUUCCAUGUUGUCAAUUCCUUAACUUGCUAACAACGAACUAAAAUGAGUGGAAACGAAGAGAAAGAUCAUAGGGAUUUAGCUCCAACAGAAGAGCAAAUUGCACGCGCAGAUUCCAGUGCUUCCUCAGUAAUAAGCAGAACCAGCACUCCAGAGCAUUUAGAAGACGAUGUUUUCAACAUGGAUAAACAAGAACCGCAGUUGGACGCCGAACAACUUUCAGCUGAUGUCGCUGCUAGAGGAAUUGUUAAUCCAAAUAAGUUUUCAGGUGAUGUUCCCCAAUCAGGGAUACGCGGUAUGUUAAUAGCUGCUUGUGAUAUCCCCUCAAAUGCUUUCAACAAGAGUCAAGAAGAAAAUGGGAAAGAUUCUGAUCCCGAACUUCAAGAGGAACUCUCGCGAGAAAAGCAUGUAUCUUCGGGGACAGAAGAACUUCAGCCUGCCCCCCAGGCAGUUUCUAUGUAUAACAAAGACUCUUCUCAAAGUAGACCAUCAUCUGCAAGUUCAUUGUCUUCCUUAGCAACAGGAAUUAAUAAGAGAGAGGUCUCUUUUCAAAAUGCCGAUGAGGAUGAGGGACUUUUAAAAGAAAGAAGUUUUACUCAUACUGAAAAUAGAAUAGAAGUGAUUUCAAUUUGUACGCAGACUGAAUGGAGUUGGUUAAAAGACAUGGAAUUGUAUCAGGAAACCAGAAAUAGAUCAAAGUCUGAAUGGGCUGAAAGACCAGAGAGGAAAAUGUCUAAAGAUGUUUCAAAGUCCCCUUCAGCAAACAGUCAUGUUUCAGUCAAAAGAAGGAGGAAAAAGUCAGUACAUGCAACAAGGAGAACCUCCACAAGUAGUGACAAAUCACAAAUGGCAAAAGAUGAGGAAAAUGAAAUCUUAUACUGCUGUCCUCAGUAUGAACGCUUCGUUAAGUUUGAACUUGCGCAGAGGAGCGACGCGGCUCAUUUAGCGGACGAGAUGAUUGACAUCAAGCCCCACCCACCAUACGGGACCAAAGCUGCGAGACGUGCAGCGAAGGAAAGAGCCGCGGAGCGUGCGCGGGAACGCGAGAUGGAGAGGCAACGUGCAGCUGGUGCUAACCCAACAAACUUCUAUGCAUUAACACGUCAGAUGAAGACCAUUACAUAUUCUUUGGCCUCUACAAAGUGUAUGGAGGAAGGUUGGACGGUUCGACCGCCAUCGCCGUCACUCUCGGAUAACGAACAAAUACAAGAUCCGUUUGUCAUCGAAGUGAAUCCUCUUCAACUCAGGAAGCAGACAUUUCUGGAGAGAUUUUACGAGAACAAAAAAAGAUUUCUUCUGCUUCUCCCGGAUGGCACUGGAACUUGCUUUUAUCCUAGCGGUAACAUUGCGGUAAUGAUAACUGCUGCUGAAAAAGGAAAAUUUACGUACAUCGUAUUCGAUGACGAAGAAGAAAACGAAUCAAAUCCAUCACACAUGUUGGGAAUAUUUGAGCCCUCUGGACAUGGAACUUGUUACUUCAGAAACGGAUCAAUCAGACUUGUGCUCAAUCCAUUUUUCGGAGUUCUUUUGGACAAAAACGGAACUCAGAAGAAGAAAUGGCUGUGGCAUAACACGAAAGAACAUGUGCAUGCUCCACCUUUUCAACCAAUCACUUUUCUGAUCACCAAACAGCUGUCAAUCAGAUGUCUUUCACAGAAUAAAGUUGUUCUUACCUUCAAUUAUGGGAAACAUACAGCUCGCUUUAAUGUUGGAGUAAAACUUAAGGCUGUUGCUAAAGCGAAGCCUCCUACGAGUAGAGAUAGAUACGAGAUGCACCUGGCUGAAGUCAAACAGUUUGUAAACAUUGUUUUAGAUCGCGCCCAGAAUGCCAUCCGUCUUCCCAACUACCCUCGACUUGACAAGAUACCUCUGCCGCCUCACCUGCAGAAAGCAAGGGAUGCUGGGAGAAAGGCGCGAUUACUAGCUUCCACUCCCAGUAGUCAACGGGAGACGACUGUUAUUGUGAACUAGCUAUCAGUCAUUCUCACAACGGACGUAGACAGGAAAAAGUUCCAGUCCCCCUCCUAACAUCUUGACGUGGACCAGUUGUGGCAAUCACUUGUUCAUAUGCCGAAAUGUCUCUCUCAAUUUACUCAAAAAUGGACUCUUUCUUUGUUUUCUCCAUUGUUCUUCUAUUUUUAAGUUAAUCUUAUUCCCAGGU
Messenger RNA from Stylophora pistillata, 2359 nucleotides. RefSeq lists its product as uncharacterized. Lineage: Eukaryota; Metazoa; Cnidaria; Anthozoa; Scleractinia; Pocilloporidae. The record is from RefSeq and is a predicted model, not a curated record.